This is a messenger RNA of Candidula unifasciata, 457 nucleotides long. The record is from the annotation of a GenBank genome assembly. Lineage: Eukaryota; Metazoa; Mollusca; Gastropoda; Stylommatophora; Geomitridae.
AUGGAUAUAUUUUCCCUCUGUUUGACUCUCUGUGUGCUGUCAACAGUAACAUUAUCCAUGCCACAGAAAGCUGCUCCCCCUGUUAAUUUGGGACGACCGUUUGAAAAAUUCACAAAUCAAACCUUGGACGAAAUCAUAACUGGUGCUAUGGGAGGGGUAGAUGUGGCCAGCAACAUGAUCCUGGCGGACAACGGACACAUUCUCGCCGAGCUGGACAUGUACCUCACCAAGGAGCAGUUUCUGGGCAUGUACCAGCCUCCAAAACCAGAGGAUAUGAUAAAAAUGGGCAUGAUGCCAGCCCCCAUUGGAGCUCCGCCCAUGAACGAUGGACAUGUACAGGAUUUCACGGAGGACUUGAAGGGUAACGGAGUCAGGCAGAAAAGAAAGGCAACAAGGAAUGUCCGACUACGGUGGACUUACGCUGAAAUCCCCUAUCUGUUCGCCAAGGGACACUUUG